AUGGUGAGGGUGACAGCAGUGAGGACGUGGAUCGAGCCAGUGGUUGCAGGUUCCCAAGUGGCCAGCGCCUUCUAUGAUACUGCUCUGCUGCUGGUGGUGAAGAACUACUACAACCACACCAACACCACCGCUCCCUCUCACGCACAGGAAGAUGCUCAGCAGAAGUCUGUCUCUAAUUUUUAUAUAAUCUACAACCUAGUCCUAGGCCUGAGCCCGCUGGUGUCAGCCUACAGCUUGUCCAAGCUGGGGGACAAGAUACAUCGGAAGAUCCCCAUCUGCUUCCCUCUUCUUGGCUACUUGGGCUCCAAAACCCUCCUGCUCCUCCGGAUCCUGCUGGGCUGGCCAAUCGAGGUGAUGUAUGGGGCUGCUGCCCUCAAUGGGCUGACGGGUGGUUUCACCACGCUCUGGGCAGGCAUCAUGGCUUUGGGAUCCCUGAGGUCCUCUGAGAGCAGGAGGUCUCUGCGGCUUAUCAUUAUUGAGCUGGUGUAUGGGCUUGCGGGCUUCCUGGGAAGCAUGGCGUCUGGCGGCCCCCUCUUCAUUGGCUUCAGCGACAGCUAUCGAGAGGGCACCGUGCUGGUGGGCUGCAGCAUCACCUGCUAUGCCUUCUGCCUCCUCUACAGCAUUUUUGUCCUGACAGUCCCCAAGCCAGCAGCCUCCUGCCCAGACGAAGCCAAGAGUGCAAAGAAGGUGGGCAGCCAGCUACCAGCCUGCACAGGAGCAGCAGCAGAGAGUUCCCAACCUUCGGAGAGCAGCAGCUCCACUCCAGUAUCCCCCUCCAAACUCAUCCUCAUCAUGCUGUUUGUGGCAGCAAUCCUCUAUGACUUUGCUGUGGUUGGUGCAAUACAAGUGCUCCCACUCUUUCUGCUCAGGGAGCCUUUGAGUUGGAAUGCUGUGGAGAUCGGCUAUGGCAAUGCUGCUGGGUAUGCGAUCUACAUCACCAGCUUCCUCGGGGUAUUUGUAUUCUCCAGAUACCUGAGGGACAUUACCAUGAUUGUGAUCGGAGUGGCAUCCUUCAGCGCUGGCAUCCUCAUCAUGGCCUUUGUGCGAUGGACGUUCCUGUUCUACAUCGCCCGGGCAGUGAUGCUCUUUGCCCUCAUCCCCUUACCAACCAUCAGAUCCAUGUUAUCCAAGCAUGUUGAAGGAUCAUCCUACGGUAAGGCAUUUGUCCUGCUGCAGCUGUCCUUAGUCACCACAGGAGUAGUGACAUCUACAGUCUACAACAAGAUCUAUCAAAACACACUGCAUUGGUACAGCGGCUUCUGUUUUGUGUUGUCUUUUUUAGUAGGCUGCCUGAGUCUCCUCCCUUUAAGCAUUGUGGCCAUCAAACAACGUUCGACCACUGACUCCUUUCAGAUUCUGACUGAGUGA
Merops nubicus (carmine bee-eater) is the source of this 1368-nucleotide messenger RNA. RefSeq names its product solute carrier family 46, member 2 (gene SLC46A2). The transcript has 4 exons. Gene Ontology annotation, biological process: transmembrane transport. Gene Ontology annotation, cellular component: membrane. The record is from RefSeq and is a predicted model, not a curated record. The coding region runs from base 1 to 1368 and encodes 455 amino acids. Gene Ontology annotation, molecular function: transmembrane transporter activity. NCBI's taxonomy places the organism in Eukaryota, Metazoa, Chordata, Aves, Coraciiformes, Meropidae.